This is a messenger RNA of Teleopsis dalmanni, 4078 nucleotides long. RefSeq lists its product as uncharacterized. The transcript is spliced from 10 exons. Gene Ontology annotation, biological process: regulation of G protein-coupled receptor signaling pathway; G protein-coupled receptor signaling pathway; intracellular signal transduction. Lineage: Eukaryota; Metazoa; Arthropoda; Insecta; Diptera; Diopsidae. The record is from RefSeq and is a predicted model, not a curated record. The coding region runs from base 338 to 3973 and encodes 1211 amino acids.
GUCUGAAAGAAACCGUUUCAAUAAUUUGCAGUUACUGUGAAACUUUGCAAAAUAGUCGUCCGCCACAGUCCGUUUCAUACAAAUAUUUUUAUACACAAAGACAUGAUGGAAUUUGGCUAAAAGCAAAUAGCGACGUAAAAAAUUUAAUUAUUUUCAUAAAAUUUGCACUCAAUUAUUUGAAAUUGAUUUGCAAAGAAGCAACGUGACAAGCAAAAAAAUUAAAAAUUAAACAAAUUUUUCCAACAAAAUACAAAAUAUUACAACAUUAAACUGCAAAAAGUAAGAACAGACAAAUUGUGCCAAUCAAGGUACGAAUUUGCAUACCAUUGCUGUGGCCAUGGAACCGCCAGACAAAGAUAGGCAAUUGGUUAAAUAUACACCGCAUACUACACAACAGCAGCAGCAGCAGCAACAACAACAGCAGCAGCAGCAACAGCAAUUGGUGCCAUUGCAGCCAGUACGACCAGUAUUAACAUUGAAUUUACCACAACAACAACUGCAGCCAACACAUUCGAAUAUUGCCACUUCACCGGCAGGUGGUGGUACAGCUGCUACAACACCUUAUAGCAAUGUCGGUGCAGUUGGUGCACCAGCCUUAGCAACCACGGCUACUGCAAUUUCAGCCACGGCGCAGGCUGCCACUGCUUUCAGUGGUAGUACUGUUGGCCACCACACGCAACCGCAUCAACAUCAUCACUCGUCCCAACAAAAUGUAUCUGCAUCCUCAUCGUUAUUGGGCGGUAUAGCUAGCGGUAGUGCAAGUGGUAGCCAACAGCCGACCAUUGAAAAGCUGUCGCGGCCUAUGGCAUUUGACAAGAUGGAGGCUUUAGUACGUGAAAUGCAAGAUCCGGAGCAUGGCGUACCAGUGCGUCAGCAGAAAAUGUUUCUCACCUCCAUACCUUAUGCAUUUAUGGGCUAUGAUCUCAUUGAGUGGCUAAUGGACCGGUUACUAAUCGAGGAGUCUGAAGCACUUAAUAUCGCCAAUCAACUAUGUUUGCAUGGUUACUUUUUCCCUGUUAACGAUACAAAAACAUUAGCAGUCAAAGAUGAUUCUUCAUUGUAUCGUUUUCAAACACCAUAUUACUGGCCCUGGCAACAUAAGGCGCCGGAUAAUGCUGAUUAUGCCAUUUACUUAGUGAAGCGAAAUUUGCGUAAUAAACAAAGACAUGCAUUGGAAGAUUAUGAAAACGAUGCUCUAGCUUCGCUUCAAGUAAAUUUAAAAAGUAAAUGGGCUGUUAUAACAAUGCAAGCAGCGGAACAAGUACAGCUAGCAAAGGAACGUAAGAAAGGUGAUAAGAUUGUUGGCGAUUCACAGGAACGUGCCUAUUGGCGUGUACACCGUCCACCACCAGGUCAGUUUACUCCAUUAGAACCGUGCCCAAUACCAUCGAGAGAUCGUCUCGGUUCAAAACCGAAGCGUAGAACCCUUGAGGACGUACAACGUGAAGUGGAUUACUUGAAAAAGUCUUUGAAUCGCACUCGCAUGAAAAUGUCACAAGCAUGUGAAUCGCUGGUUAUCUAUUCAGAAACAUUUGCUGAAUAUGAUUUCUUUUUACAUGCCGUAUUGCCAUCCAAUCCUUGGGUUACAGAAGAUGUUACAUUCUGGCAACUAAAUAACACAUUUGUUGAUGUGCCAACAGAGAAACGUGUUAAACGUUGGGCAAUAUCAAUCGAAGAACUUGUUUCCGAUCCGACUGGUUUACAAGAGUUCACAGCCUUCUUGGAAAAAGAAUAUUCACACGAAAAUAUACGCUUCUGGAUUGCUGUGAAUCGUUUACGUCGCUCCGCGCACUCACAAGUACCACGAAAAGUUAACGAAAUUUAUGAGGAGUUUCUUAAACCUGGUGCUCCGUGUGAAAUCAACAUAGAUGGCAAAACAAUGGAGAGCGUUCUAAAAGGUCUUAAGAAUCCAUCACGUUUUACUUUUGAUUCUGCAUCAGAACAUAUUUAUAUGCUCCUACUCAAAAAGGACUGCUAUCCGCGUUUUGUCCGCUCCGAUCAUUAUAAACGUUUGUUAGAGUCCGGCAUACAGCCAUCACAUAAGAAACGUUUCUUUAACUUCGGCGGAGUUGGUGGUGCCAAAAAGAAAAUGACUGCUGCACUCUCAAGUCAGCCAAAUUUAGGUGAAGGUUCCUCCGCCAAAGCUACCGUUGCCAUGAUGCAAGCACCACCGCCUGGUAGCUUAUCACGUCGCCGUGGUAGCGAUCGUAGUCUAACAGGCUCAGCACAUGAAUUAGCUGUAAUUGGCGUCAACAAAGAUUCCAGUUCAAAAGUGCCACAUUCUCAUUCUCAAAGUAACCUAAGCGAGAUUCCGUAUAGAGAAACACCGAAGCCGAAAACUGCAAGACUGGAGACUACAAUUGAAACAACAAGUAGUGCUGUGUGCCCAUGGGAUUUGCCUGAUGAUACUCCGGCACCGCAGCCUAAAUUAUCUACUCAUCAAGUUCAGCUCUCAGUUUGUCCAUGGGAGCAGGAAAGUGAACCAACUCCCGCCGCAAAAAGUAGUUCACAACGCCUUACUAGCACUUCUUCUGAUAUAUCGGAUGUCUCGGAUCGUAUGCAACGUAAUUUGGGCAUACGGCAUCAACAUACGGUAGACAGCGGUGAAUCUGGUGCAAAGCGUUUAAUGCCUAACUUUACAGAACAACGAAGAGCAUCUGUAUCAUUCACACCAACUCGUCUUGCUGAAUAUCAAUUAGGACGUGCGUCCACUUCUACAAAAUCAUCGACAACACCUUCACCUACUGUUGGUAGUCAUUGCAUAGUAGAAACAACAUUUGCGCCAUUAUUUACACCUUUAAAAGCCAGUACUGAAACUGGUUUUAGUGGUGUUAAUGUCGUAACAAAAGAUCCACUGUCAUCAUCCGAUGUUGAAAUUGAAGAGGAAUUGAGUAAAGUAUUAAAAUCGGCACGGAAUAGCGAAACAUCGGCUUCAGAACUGCCAGCCUUGUCACCGCCCACUUCAACAGCAACACCACCACCCAUUACAAAAAUAACACCGCCACCACCAGAUGUGAUCACAGAAUAUGUGACGGGUGAUAGUCCAAAAGUUGAAGUUUCAGAAGCAGUUAGUGGAACAGAAUCUGAAACUGAGGUAGAGGUACAAAUUGAAUUGAUUGAAACAUGUGACUAUAAUGCACAGAGCACUACUCCCACACGUUUGGAUGUAGCAACACCUACCAUACAAGUAGAUGAAGCUUGUGCUACGCAAGAUGAAGAAGAUGAAAAUUUGUGUGAGAUUAUUGAAGUGGAGAAAGAAGCAACACAAGCUACUAGUGGAACAACUAAAUUACGUUCAGCUACACAAUCUCCGAUUAAAGAAGUAACUACAACUAAUAGCCCACAGCAAUCGACUGCAAUUAUGUCAGGCGUUAUAAAAUCUCUGACUCCACCACCACCACCUGAGAUUGGGCCGAUGGAAGAAGAAGCACAACUACAAGAAGAAGAAGAAGAAGCGUAUGCUGUGCAAGAGGAGCUCUCUCCCACAACAGAUGAAUAUCAAGAGGGCAUGCAAUUCGGCGCUGAUAGCAAAGAUGUGUAUGACUAUGAUAUUGUAGAUACAGAUAACCAAGCUGGUUAUGUACCACCGGCACCCACACCAGCUCCAUCUUUGGCACCAUUAGCUGUAUUAGAUUUAGACACAGUGGAUGAUGAAUUGUGUGAGGAAAUUAAACCAGCACCAACAGUGUCUGCAGUUGAGAGUCAUGCGGUGCCAAAUGAAGAGGUUAAGAAACGACGCAAAAAACGUAACUCUGAUGGUAAAAAAAUGGCUUCAGUCGAAGAUAAAGAUAAGGAUAAGGAUAAGGAUAAAGCAGGUACUUCAGCAAGUGGUGGUGCUGCUGCAGGAACUGCCGCUGAAGAUGCAACUAAAACUGCAGAAGCAGAUCGUAAUGCUGUUUGUCCCUGGGAAGAUGAAAAUACCACCAGCGAUGGAACUUUUGUCAAAACUUAUGCUACGCUCGGGUAUUUAUGAAUAAAACCGAAUCUUUUCAAAUCUAUGGUAAAUAAAUUACUUAGAAAAAAGAGCCAUAAAAAAUGACAAAAUAAUGAAAAAUAUAAAUGCUAUUCUAUUAGUAAU